This is a messenger RNA of Adineta ricciae, 1446 nucleotides long. The record is from the annotation of a GenBank genome assembly. NCBI's taxonomy places the organism in Eukaryota, Metazoa, Rotifera, Eurotatoria, Adinetida, Adinetidae.
AUGAGCGAGUGCGAUAAUCUACAAAUCGGUAAAGAAUUUCUCGCUAGUCAAAAUUGGCCUUUCACGUUAUGUAAUCCUUCCUAUGAUCGAUGCUAUUGCAACAAAUGUUAUCUAGCAACUUAUAAAGACGUGUAUAAUGUCGCCGGUCAAUUGUAUAUUAUUCCGCGAGGAUGGACUCGCUUUGGCAUACGCGCCGAUGAGCCCUUUGCGAAACACCAUGACGUCUGGAAAACAUGGGCAAAUUGUUAUCACGGAACGAGUAUUGAACGUGCGAAAUCGAUUGUCGAACACCGACAACUACUGUUACCUCGGGAUAUCACAUUGGAUGGCAAAACAUUAGAAAUACGUGCUGGACAUAUUCCAGAAGAAUGUUAUCUAUUUACGACACCUACAAUAAAGUAUGCUGCUCUUAGUUGUUAUACUGAGACAUACACAUUUACAUUCAUNGAUAUCACAUUGGAUGGCAAAACAUUAGAAAUACGUGCUGGACAUAUUCCAGAAGAAUGUUAUCUAUUUACGACACCUACAAUAAAGUAUGCUGCUCUUAGUUGUUAUACUGAGACAUACACAUUUACGUCAGCAAAAACAAAUAAACGGUAUAAGAUCAAAGUCGUGCUUCAGUGUAAACAAAAACAAGAUUCAUUCGUCGUUCAAGGUGAAACAGUGGGCGCGCGUCGACGACAAGUUACGAUAUGCCCACAUGUACCAAACGAGCAGAUUGAAUGGAAAACAAAGCAACGAUCGGCUGUGAUGCCAUACGGACUGUUACUACAAAUACUUCCCGAUGUUGGCAAAACCAAUCCACCGGCACCUCCAGCACAGACUCAAGUACAAGCUCCAGCUCCACCUCCACCUCCUAGUGAAGAACCAACUGGGAAAGGAAAGACACGCGAGAUUACUUGUCCUAAUUGUUCACAAGUGCACGUGCUCGACGAUAGUAAUUUCAAAGACGGAAACUUCAUUACGUGGGCGUGUAAAGCUUGUAAGACAGUAUUCAAACAAUUUAACUGUCCACAUUGUUCCGGUGUGAACAUCUGGAAAGAUUCCGACUACAAAGAAGGUAGAGUUUAUAAUUGUUCACAUAAGAAUUGUAGGAAGAAAUUUCAACAAAUUAAUUGUCCGCAUUGUACCGGUACUAUUUUGUGGAGUGAUGUUGAUUACAAACAAGGCAAACUAUUUACAUGUCCGUAUGAAAAUUGUAAGAAAACGUUUCAGCAAGUCAACUGUCCACAUUGUCAUGGCUCAAAUACAUGGAAUAAUGGCACUUAUAAAGAAGGACGAAUCAAUACUUGCGCAUACAGCAAUUGCAAGAAGACAUUUCAACAAGUUAAUUGUCCACAUUGUGCGCGUUCGAUUGUAUGGAAAGAUACGAAUUAUACAUUAGGAACACCUGCAGUGUGCCCAUAUGAAGACUGUAAAAAAACAUUUACAAUAAAUCCUCAAUAA